Plasmodium fragile is the source of this 1659-nucleotide messenger RNA. RefSeq lists its product as uncharacterized. Gene Ontology annotation, cellular component: nucleus; precatalytic spliceosome. The transcript has a single exon. Gene Ontology annotation, molecular function: RNA binding; zinc ion binding. The record is from RefSeq and is a predicted model, not a curated record. Bases 1 to 1659 code for a protein of 552 amino acids. Gene Ontology annotation, biological process: mRNA splicing, via spliceosome. NCBI's taxonomy places the organism in Eukaryota, Apicomplexa, Aconoidasida, Haemosporida, Plasmodiidae.
AUGACAGAUUACUGGGUGAGCACGAAGAAGCAUUACUGCGCCACGUGCAAUUGUUGGUUGUCUGGGCACAAGGUGAACAUAAAGAAUCAUGAAAAGAGCGCGAGGCAUAUCGAAAAUUUAAAAAAAGUGAUCAGCGAAUCGUUUAAGAGGAAGGAACAGGAAACGAAAGAGAAAGAGUUCCUGGAAAGGGAGUUAAGAAAAUUAGAAAAUGUGGAAAAGAAAUUGCUGUCUGAUUUGCAUAAAAAUGAGACAUCACCUCAUCGAACCGGCGACAUAAGUUUGAAUGUUUCGAAUGCGCAUUCCAAGAGCAGAAGUGGUUAUCGGAGCAGCAGCAAUAAUGAGCGACAUAACACAAGUAGUAUUGGCUGUAGUAGCAAACCAGCUAUCCGCCAAAAGUGGGUUUUAAUGAUACAUGAAGAUACGGGUUCUUUAGUAUUCUUCAAUAGACUGAAAAACGAAAUUGAGCAUGAAAAACCCAAAGAUUUUUUCGAAGACAUUCCCCCAAAUGAAUCAUUUGUGGAGCAAAAUGGAUGGUACAAAUACUUUGAUUAUAACUCUAACAAUUUUUACUACUUCAAUAUUCACAGCUCGAAAAGUGUAUGGGAGUAUUCACUCAGCAGGAUAAACAGCUUGGCGGACUUCAUCAAUCGAUGUGAACAGGGUGCACAAAAUAACAUAAAUUCUGGUAAUCACGCAGCAGUUGCAAAUCUGAGUGUGAGUGCGGGCCCCGUGGUCAGUCAGCAUUAUCCCCAUUUGGGUGGACCCUCAUAUUACGUAAAUUACCCGCAAAUGAUCAGCAAGCAGUGUUAUAAUGAAUAUGCCACCUAUAAUCCGUUAAUGAAUACGGCAGAGACCGCGCUGCACAUGACUGAAAAUUCAAAAGAAGAGAUUAUUCAACAGGGCAGUAACAGCGGCGAUAGUAAUAUUCCUGCGGGUGAUGGGGGUCGUGUGAACAGUAGUACCCAUUAUGGUACAUUACACAAUGUAUCUUCAGCCAAGUGGGCCGAUGGGGUAGGUGAAGAUGAAGACAGGGUUGCAACAGGAACGCAUCCCCAAGGAGGUGAUACGAGUGAAGGAGGAAGCAAUGCAAUGAAUGAAGGAAACCCAAAGGAGAAGCCCCCAUGUGAAAUGAGCGGAAGCGAUUUUAAAAAGAGUAGUACACAUUUUGAAGAGAACAAAAAAAAGGCGAAUAUUUCUUUAUCGUUUAAGAGGGCAGAAAACGAAAGUACACCUCUGCAUGGUAGGAAAGAAAAGGGAAAAGGUAGCAUGGGGGGAGAGGACCAAGUUGUGCAAAGCAGUACCGUAACAGAGGACGAAAGUGCUAAACCUGGCGCAUGGGAAGUGGUGGAGAAUAAUGAUGUAGAGACAAUUUCAAAUGAACAUAUUGAACAAAUUUUUUAUAACGUCAAAUCGAAAGAGGAAAUUGAAAAGGAAAGAAUUGAACAGCUAGAGAAAGAUAUCCGUUACGAAUAUUCUGAAUAUAAUGAAUUUUAUAUUAAAAAAAAAGAAUUAGAAAAUGUAGAAAUAUAUGUAAACCAAGAAUUCAAAUUCGUGGACAAACCUAUAUAUAAGAAAGUCAUUGAUAAGAAUCGUGACAAAAAGGUGGACUUUGCCAAACGCAGCAUUAAGGGAAUGAAGAAUAAAAAAAAAAUUUCAUAG